AAUACACGUAAGUAGCAUCUUUAAGACCCAUUUGGCAUCACUCCGAGAAUCGUUUCUGGCGAUUAUCGCGAAUCUCUGGAGUAGUAAUGUAGUAUGCAGUUUGAAUUUGCCCGCUCCGGAGAAUUGCUCCAUUUCUGGAUGCAAUUUGCACUCCAAAUUCGCGAUUGUCGGAAACGAUAAAGUCGUUUCUAAGGAUGCUAGAUUCUCACUUCUCCAAGCUCCAACGGCUCUGUGUUUUCUUCUCAAAGGCAACCGACAGGCUCUCAGGUGUCUUCAAGCUCUAUUGUUCUGGAACGUUAGAUCUCAGAACCCACCUCGCAAAAUCCAGGUAAUUAAAGGGUGCUAUCAGUUUUGGAAAUAUACUCCCGCUAAAAUGUUUUUCGAAGGAUACGGAUACCAUGGAACAUCAUUUGAGCAGAUGUAUCGUUGUUAUCCAGCAUCUUUUAUUGAUAAGCCGCAAAUUGAAAGUGGCGAUAAAAUAAUAAUGCCUCCCUCGGCUCUUGAUCGUCUUGCUUCUCUUCACAUUGACUAUCCAAUGUUGUUUGAGCUACGCAAUUCUGCCACUGAGCGAGUUUCACACUGUGGUGUUUUGGAGUUCAUUGCUGAAGAAGGCAUGAUCUACAUGCCAUAUUGGAUGAUGGAAAAUAUGCUUUUACAAGAGGGAGAUACUGUGCGUGUUAAAAAUGUGACUCUUCCAAAAGGCACAUACGUGAAACUGCAGCCUCACACAAUGGAUUUCUUAGAUAUUUCCAAUCCCAAAGCCAUCUUGGAGACAACAUUAAGGAACUUCUCUUGCUUAACCACUGGGGAUAGUAUAAUGGUAGCUUAUAACAAUAAGAAGUACUACAUAGAUAUUGUAGUAACAAAGCCUUCCAAUGCAAUAAGCAUUAUUGAGACAGACUGUGAGGUAGACUUUGCACCUCCCCUUGAUUAUAAGGAACCUGAGAGACCUGCCGCUUCUGUUCCUGCAAGCAAGGCACCAGCUCAAGUUCAAGAGGCUGCUGCUGAGGCAGAACCAAAAUUGAACCCAUUUUCUGGUGUUGGAAGACGCUUGGAUGGGAAACCAUUGAAGUGUCAACCCCCAUCGGUUUCUACCUCUGGAUCCAAAGACAAGCAACCAGUGGCUACAAGUGGUGGUGGGCAAAGUUCAGCAGGGUCCACUUCACAAAGCACUUCUCGUCAGACUCAGGGAAAGCUUGUAUUUGGUUCAAACCACACGAAUAAAGAUGCACAAAAGCAACCUCUCAAGCAAGAGCAGCCCCAGAAGAAAGAAGAGCCAAAGUUCCAGGCUUUUACAGGGAAAAAGUACUCAUUAAGGGGAUGAAUACGAAAUACUGGCAGCUGUGCAUUAGGAGCUGUGCAUUAGGAGCACUCCUCACGCCACCAUUCUCACAGCACAUCGCAGCUGUGCAUUAGGAGCAUCUCCACAUGAAUGACAAAAUACAUGUGCAGAAGAUGUUCCCUAUGCACAGGGCUGAAAAUUGGUAUGAAGAGUGCUUCUAUGAGGAGCAAAUCUAGGUCGUGUUUAGUUUAAUUUUCAUUCAUUCUCAUUUUUAUUUAAGAUGAAAUUCUAAAAUUGACAAAAAUAGGUAAAAAUAGGGAGAAUGAGAAAAUAUUGUUAUGAACCAAA
Nelumbo nucifera (sacred lotus) is the source of this 1630-nucleotide messenger RNA. Its product is annotated as ubiquitin fusion degradation protein 1 B-like. Gene Ontology annotation, cellular component: VCP-NPL4-UFD1 AAA ATPase complex. Lineage: Eukaryota; Viridiplantae; Streptophyta; Magnoliopsida; Proteales; Nelumbonaceae. Gene Ontology annotation, molecular function: polyubiquitin modification-dependent protein binding. The record is from RefSeq and is a predicted model, not a curated record. Gene Ontology annotation, biological process: ERAD pathway; ubiquitin-dependent protein catabolic process.